AUGGAAUCUCAAACAUAUGCCAACCCUCCAAAUAUCUUCUCAUCCGAGACGACCUCGUUUUGGCUAUUCAAGCUAGCCUUCUUCAUUUCUUCGAUAUUACUUUCCCUCGUUUCGACAUCCGCCGUUGUUUUCACCGUUGCAUGCAUUUACAGCGCCAAAGAAACAACUUAUAAGAAGGUCAUGAAAGUGGUUCCCAAGGUUCUUAAAGGACUUUUAAUCACUUUCUUCUGGAUUUUCAUUAUUUCUUUUGCGGUCAUCAUGGGCGUCUCACUUAUAAUAUUUUUAGUGGUAUUUCUGGUUGUAAUUACUUCUGGUGUACCAAGUACCCCUGGAGUUCCAGUUAUGAUCCUCCUCUUAGUUUUUGGAGGAAUAAUUUUGUUGGGUAUUCUGUAUAUGAGCUUGGUGUGGCAAUUAGCGAACAUCGUAUCCGUUUUAGAGGACGUCCAUGGAAUUCAAGCCAUGAAGAAGAGCAAAAAUUUGAUCAAGGGAAAUUCUGGACUUUGUGCUGCCGUUUUGGUGGUACUUAACCUAUGUUUUCUUGGAAUUGACCUAGGGUUUAAGGCCAGUGUGGUGGGUGGAGAUUCGGUGUGGGGAAAGAUAUUGCAUGCAUGUCUUUGGGCUAUGCUAAUGUCUAUAUUGAGUCUCUUGGGACUUGUCAUCCAGACCAUCAUCUACUUCGUCUGCAAAUCUUAUCACGGUGAGACUAUCGGGAAAUCAUCGCUUGCUCAUCGUCUUGAGGUGUUCCACAAAGAUUAUGAUCAGCUGGAUUCCCAGGAGGAGGUUUCCAUGGUUUAA
Messenger RNA from Daucus carota subsp. sativus, 795 nucleotides. RefSeq lists its product as uncharacterized. The record is from RefSeq and is a predicted model, not a curated record. The coding region runs from base 1 to 795 and encodes 264 amino acids. NCBI's taxonomy places the organism in Eukaryota, Viridiplantae, Streptophyta, Magnoliopsida, Apiales, Apiaceae. The transcript has a single exon.